AUGGCUGCUCCUUCAGAUGUCUCAAUGCACAAUCUUACGGGCUCUUGGACAAUGAGCAAAAGCCUCUCCGAUUCAUUCGACGGAGCUCUCGCCAUGCAGGGGAUUCCCUGGAUCAUCCGCAAGCUCGCCAGCCUCGCCACCCUGACCAUGAAGGCGGAGCACGAUGUGGACGAGUCCGGGGCCAGGAUCCUGGUCUUCACACAGGGCGCGUCCAUCGCCAUUGGCGGGAUCAGCGAGGAAAGGGAGGUACGCGUGCUGGACUGGCGAGAGGAAUUCCACUCCUCCCCCAUCUUCGGCACCACGUCGCACCGGUCCCGCAUGGUCAACCUGUCCGCGGCCACCGGCCACGACGGCAAGCCCCUGGACCCCUUCCUGACGGAGCCUUUUCUCGACGAGGGCGAGCCCGGCGGGGAAAACAACCUGUAUGAGCUUGUCGUCCACCAGACCAACGGCUGGGUCAUGGAGCAGCUUUGGGGGUUUGGCAUGCUAAACGAGCAGAGAUGGCUUAUGAGGACCAUGGCUAUCAGGAAGGGCGGCGAGGUGGUCAAGGCUAGGGCCGUUUAUGAGUGGAACGGCAGGGAGAGUGAACGGAAAUGA
Thermothielavioides terrestris NRRL 8126 is the source of this 597-nucleotide messenger RNA. RefSeq lists its product as uncharacterized. The transcript is spliced from 2 exons. Lineage: Eukaryota; Fungi; Ascomycota; Sordariomycetes; Sordariales; Chaetomiaceae. Bases 1 to 597 code for a protein of 198 amino acids. The record is from RefSeq and is a predicted model, not a curated record.